Messenger RNA from Puntigrus tetrazona (Sumatra barb), 3044 nucleotides. It is a transcript of the gene sirt1, whose product is annotated as sirtuin 1. The record is from RefSeq and is a predicted model, not a curated record. The coding region runs from base 39 to 1904 and encodes 621 amino acids. Gene Ontology annotation, molecular function: NAD+ binding. Lineage: Eukaryota; Metazoa; Chordata; Actinopteri; Cypriniformes; Cyprinidae. The transcript has 9 exons.
CCCGCGCUCCUCCUCCGUUCGUUCACUCUCUGGCGAAGAUGGCGGACGGCGAAAAUAAACGGGCCGAAGCCGCCGACGCCGCCGAGCCGCUCCCGAAGAGACCGAGACGCGCGGAGCCGCGCGGGGAUCCGGAGCACGACGAGGCCGGCGGGACGGAGCCGGUGGAGGAGGAACCGGCGGCGGCGGCGGACGAGUCCUGUCAUCAGGCCUCGCUGAACAACAACAACAACAACAACCUCACCGAACCAGAACCAGAACCCGAGCCCGAGCUCCCCGACCUGACUGAAGAAGGCGUCCACGCCAACGGUUUCACGUCUCCUGAUCUUCUUCACGACGAUGACGACUGCUCGUCUCACGCCAGCUCCAGUGACUGGACGCCUCAGCCGCAGAUCGGCUCGUAUCGGUUCAUCCAGCAGCACAUCAUGAGAGGAACCGACCCCAGGGCCAUCCUGAAAGACCUGCUGCCCGAGACGGUGCUCCCUCCGGACCUGGACGACAUGACGCUGUGGCAGAUCAUCAUCAACAUCUCGGAGCCGCCCAAGAGGAAGAAGCGCAAGGACAUCAACACCUUAGAGGACGUGGUGCGGCUCCUGAGCGAGAGGAAGAAGAUCCUGGUGCUCACGGGAGCUGGGGUGUCCGUCUCCUGCGGGAUCCCAGACUUUCGGUCUAGAGACGGGAUAUACGCCCGGCUCGCCGUGGACUUUCCCGACCUCCCUGACCCUCAAGCCAUGUUCGACAUAGACUACUUCAGAAGAGACCCGAGGCCUUUUUUCAAGUUCGCCAAGGAAAUCUACCCGGGCCAGUUCCAGCCGUCUCCCUGUCACAGGUUCAUCUCGAUGCUGGAUAAGAAGGGGAGGCUACUGAGGAACUACACUCAGAAUAUCGACACGCUGGAGCAGGCGGCUGGAAUCCAGAAGAUCAUUCAGUGCCACGGUUCCUUCGCGACUGCCUCCUGCCUCGUCUGCAAGCAUAAGGUCGACUGCGAAGCCGUGAGGGAGGACAUAUUCAACCAGGUCGUCCCUCACUGUCCGAGGUGUCCGUCAGACGUCCCGUACGCCAUCAUGAAACCAGACAUCGUGUUCUUCGGCGAGAACCUUCCAGAGUUUUUCCACAGAGCCAUGAAGCAGGACAAAGACGAGGUGGAUCUUCUCAUCGUCAUCGGCUCCUCGCUGAAAGUUCGGCCGGUGGCUCUCAUACCCAGCUCUAUACCUCAUGACGUGCCUCAAGUUCUGAUUAACCGCGAGCCGCUGCCGCACCUGAACUUCGACGUGGAGCUGCUCGGAGACUGUGACGUGAUCGUGAACGAACUCUGCCAUCGUCUGGCUGGAGACUUCGAGCAGCUGUGCUUCAGCUCGUCCCGUCUCAGCGAGAUCACGGAGAAGCCGUCCGCAGACGCCCAGGGGCCCGUCGCAGAGGACGUCCCGACCGCCGAAUUUCAGAACUCGCCGGCCCCCGAGAACGAGGAGCCGCAAACGGCGUCUUCUCCGGCACCGACCGAAACCGGCGCGGACCGGUUAGAGCCCGACCCUAAAGAGUCGGAGAGGACGGCGGCAGACGCUCUGGACGCUGCUGAAGACCUGAAGGAGGAAGAACCGGCAGAGCGGCAGCUCGGAGAAGUACGGAGACGGUGCUGGAGGAGCCGAGUCUGUCAGAGUCCAAUCAGUAAGCGACUCGCAGCCUCUCAGUACUUGUUUCAAGCGCCGAACCGCUACGUCUUCCACGGCGCCGAGGUGUACUCGAGCUCGGAGGACGAGUCGUCCAGCUCCUGCGGCAGCGACAGCGACAGCGCAGACGCCUUGGAGCGAGACGACAGCGAGGCGGAGGAGGACGGAAACACAGAGGCCGUACGGGACAGUGAACACAAACGCCUUCGGACGGACACAGACCUACAGGCCACUCAAUAACUCACUAGCCGCGCUCAAGUCUCUUUUAUAUAUUUUUGUAUUCCCCCGUUACGUCUCCUAAUGCAUGCGACCUCCUCCUUUCGUUCGGCUCGCCAACCUUUCUUUCCUUUCACCGCCGGCCUUUUUGUAUUUUUGCAUAGCGUACGUUUAACUCCGGGGAAUGUUUCCGCCUGAGAAUCGACCUCGACGCGUGAUCGGGGGGGAAAAAAAAGAAAAGGGAAUGAUUUUCAAACCAAAGAUCACUUUCUCCGUAUCGGCUUCUUGUUUUUCUUCACAAGUUCCUUGUUGGAUCCGCUCAGUGUUUCCAGCAUGUGCACCAAACUGUGGCAUUUUCAGACAUUUGGCAGCUACGGUCGAAGUCUUUUAUACCCAGUAAAGUUUGAUAGCCAUCGAACUGAUGUUUUCCACUUGUUUUAAACCUACAGAAAGACAUUGUUUACAUGCAUUCGCGUGCAUUCCUGUCCUCGAGCACUUAGUAAGUUCUGAAUCAGGUUUGAUGUCUGUUCCUGCUCUCGUCGACGGCUUUACGACACUGUCCGGUCACGAUUCGUGCUACCCUCGUGCACUUGAUGCGUUUUUUUUUUUUUUUUUUUUGGUUGUUUAUUGUGCAUUUCAUUUCCUCGAUGUGCAAAGAUAGGAAUGUCCACGUCAGGUUUUUGUGUUUACGCAGGAAAAAAAAGCGAAAGAGUAAAUUAAUACUUUUGUCACCAAAUACUUGACAAAUGUAGCAUUUCUGACUCUCUUCACUCGUCCUUGAGCUAAACGCUGUACAUAAUGCAUGCACGUUUUAAUGAAGAAUGGUAGAGACGUAUUUUGCCUGGUAAUAAAACCUUCGGGAGUUUGCAGAACGAACAAUUGAAGCGGUGUUUAAGUAGAAGCUGCGUUUUUAAACGAUCUCCUAAAGUUGCAUUUUUAAAAAUACAUGUACUGCGUUCUGCGUUUACGGCGUGUUUUAAUAAUUGCAUAAGUUUAUGUAGUUUAUUAAAGCGGAUUUCGGCUAUAGUUUUAAGUUAAAGGAGGAUAAGAGUCUUUAAAAGAGCGUCUUGAUGAACUGCAGGCAACCAGCAAACAUUUAGUGUUAUUACUAAAUAAAUAAUCCUUGAUAAAAUCCUUGAUUAAAUAAAUGACUUUGUAGCCUUA